This is a messenger RNA of Cyclocybe aegerita, 1953 nucleotides long. Lineage: Eukaryota; Fungi; Basidiomycota; Agaricomycetes; Agaricales; Hemipholiotaceae. The record is from the annotation of a GenBank genome assembly.
AUGUGGAACCUCAACGUCGGACGCGUAAUUCUCGCUCUUCUCACGACGGCGACAGCCGCGGCCGCGGUGACGGUGACGGUCAGCGCUACUGCGAGCCAUGCUAUCCCUACUACAUUGUGGGGUCAAAUGUACGAAGAUAUCAGUUUUAGUGGAGAUGGAGGGUUGUACGCUGAACUCCUCCGUAACCGCGCCUUCCAGAGGGUUACUCCAGGAACCGUCGCCUCCCUCGUCGGCUGGCAAGCAGUUAAUGGCGCCUCCAUUGCCGUCGUCGCCGAAUCCGAACCCGUCUCAAAUGCCUUACCCAACGCGCUCCGUCUCACGGUCCCAGCUGGAAGUACUGCGCAGGUGGGGGUGGCGAACACAGGGUAUUUCGGCAUCAAAGUGACCGCAGACACGACAUACAAAGCUUCCUUCCACUACCGCUUCCCCUCGUCCACCUCUUCGGGCUCGCUCAGCGCGACACUCUCCCUCCAGUCCACUGCUGGCCGCGUCUUCGGCUCCACCUCUGUCUCCCUCUCUCGUUCCACCUCCUGGGCGCGCGUGGCAGCGGAUCUCACCGCCACGGAGAGCGCGGGAGACACGAGUAAUUUGUUCGUGAUCAGUGUAGAUGGCGCGGAGGCGGCUGGGGAGACGGUCAGUCUGGCGAUGCUCUCGCUGUUCCCGCCGACGUUUAGGGGAAGGGAGAAUGGACUGAGGAUUGAUUUGGCUGAGGCGCUGGAAGAGAUGGGCCCUGCAUUCUUCCGCUUCCCUGGGGGCAACAACCUCGAGGGCCAGACGGUCGACAGACGGUGGCAGUGGAAUGCGACGGUUGGACCUUUGGUAGACAGGCCUGGCCGUCAGGGAGACUGGAGCUACAUUAACACCGACGGCCUCGGUCUCCUCGAAUAUCUCGAAUGGUGCGAGGACCUGAACAUGAUUCCGAUCAUGGGAAUCUGGGCAGGAUACGCCCUGGGCGGAACGAGUGUCCCACAGAGCCAACUUGGGCCGUACAUUCAGCAAGCGGCGGACCAGAUCAACUUCGUUAUUGGGGACCCGGCGACGAGCGAGGCUGCUGCGCUGAGAGCGAGGCUAGGCAGGCCUGAGCCGUUCGCGCUCGAGUAUGUCGAAGUUGGGAAUGAGGACUUCAUCGGCUCCGCCCCCGGCACGUACACAUACCGCUGGCGCGACAUUGUGACAGCACUACAGGCUCAAUUUCCUGACAUCCACUUCAUCGCCAGCACCAUCCCCUGGAACCCCGUCCUCACUCCCGUCCCAACGCAUUACGACGUGCACGUUUACCAGACACCCACCUGGUUUGCCCAGAACUCUUUCUUCUACGACGACUUCCAGCGUAACGGGACGCUCUACUUCGAGGGCGAAUAUGCAGCGAUCUCGACCAACCCGAACAACAUCUUCGGGUCGCCUGCGCAAGGGCGGCUGGUCUACCCGACUAUGCAGAGUGCUGCUGGCGAGGCUGCUUUCAUGACUGGGUUGGAAAGGAACAGUGAUAUCGUGUUCGCUGCGGCGUAUGCCCCUCUUAUUGGCCAUGCGACGAAUAACCAGUGGACACCGAAUCUCCUCGCCUUCGACGCCGGCCAAGUCUACAAAUCGACGAGUUUCUACGUUCAAAAGUUCUUCAGUCAUAACCGCGGUGAUGAAUACAUCCCCAGCACCCUGCCUGCAAGGACCGGGACCCUCUACUGGAGUGUCGUCCGAAAAACCUCAACCAGCGAAAUCAUCAUCAAGGUGAUUAACACAGCUGCAACCGUCGCCCCGGUGACCUUCGAGCUGCCCUUCGCCAACGUCGCCUCGACCGGAACCGCUGAGGUCCUGACGGGAGGCGGCACGACGAGCAACACGCCGAGCAGCCCGAAUGCCAUCGUCCCCGUCACGAGCACGAUCGCAACUGGGCAGACGUUCGACUAUAACGCUCCGCCUGUUAGUGUUAGCGUUCUCACUUUCGUUGCGCCGUGA